Molecule: messenger RNA, 1442 nt
Organism: Phacochoerus africanus (Common warthog)
Lineage: Eukaryota; Metazoa; Chordata; Mammalia; Artiodactyla; Suidae
Gene: CEBPG
Product: CCAAT enhancer binding protein gamma
Exons: 2
Coding region: 469-963 (164 amino acids)
Biological process (GO): regulation of transcription by RNA polymerase II; DNA-templated transcription
Molecular function (GO): RNA polymerase II cis-regulatory region sequence-specific DNA binding; DNA-binding transcription factor activity, RNA polymerase II-specific
Source: RefSeq, a predicted model, not a curated record
AAGUAGAUUGAAAGAUGACCAAAAAAAAAAAAAAAACCCAUCCAGGUGAACAUACAUUCUUUUCAUUCUCCAAAGGACCACUCGUGUACUCCCUGAAGGGAUGUAUCCUCCUUCAUGGACCCCUGUUUUGGGUCAUGAAGGGCCAGCAGUGGCAAAUAAAUAGAAAUCCUGCUCAACUGGGUGUUUAUCAACUUUGACUGCUUACCUGACUCCGCUUGUAGUACAGGGUUGUCAGAUCCUGGCAGCACAUGCCUGAGAGCUUGAGGUUAUGGAAAACACAACUGGACAACGUGGAAAAUAAAGGUUCUCAACUGAAAUGAAGCAAAGACCAGACUGGGGACUAGAAGCGGUAGACGGAACUGUUGUUAUUUUCCUGUGCACCUUUAAGAAGAACUGAGAGCCUUAGGUAUAUGUGAAGAUUUCUUGGCAGUUUAGCGUGGAGACCGUUGAUCUGACCGCCUGGCCUGGAUGUCUGCCUGCUCUGGGCUGACGAGGGAGAGCGCCCAAAUGAGCAGGGUGUCGCCGCAGACCUCUGGUGCUCCCCCGGUACUGAACGGGCUAACUGUCACUCACACGCAGGCGCAUGCCAGCGGCUUACAGCAGGUUCCGCAGCUGGUACCCGCCGGCCCUGGGGGCGGAGGCAAAGCUGCGCCUCCAAGCAAGCAGAGCAAGAAGAGUUCGCCCAUGGAUCGCAACAGUGAUGAGUACCGGCAGCGCAGAGAGAGGAACAACAUGGCUGUGAAAAAGAGCCGGUUGAAAAGCAAGCAGAAAGCCCAGGAUACACUGCAGAGAGUGAAUCAACUCAAGGAAGAGAAUGAACGGUUGGAAGCAAAAAUUAAAUUGCUGACUAAGGAAUUAAGUGUACUGAAGGAUUUGUUUCUUGAGCAUGCACACAACCUUGCAGAUAAUGUGCAACCCAGUAGCACUGAAAACACAACGAAUUCGGAUAGUGCAGGACAGUAGGUCUCCCCCCUUCCAAACUUCACAGCUUGUGGCUGGAACGGAAAAGGUGUGGCGGCCGACACCACUCACAUCAUCAGCUGAACCUUGUCUUGUGCCAUUAGAGAUGCGUUGAAGGUUGUUUUCUAGGAUCAUCACUGAAGAGUUGAUUAGCUGAAAACGUUAGCCAUGUAAUUUGAAUAUCUGGUUUUAAAUUAUGAGGAUUUCUUUGGGGAUUAAAAAAAAACAUUUUUAAAGGAUAGAUUAAAAAAAAAAAAAUUCCCUGGACCUUUAUGUUCUUAAUUACAUCCUGACUUCCCAAGGAAUGUUUCUUUUUUUAAGGUCGACAAAAGGAAUGGGGAACUGGCAAGUCAUGCAGUAAGUUCUUGGUUUUCAUCGAUAUGGUAAAUUGGAUGGAGACAAGUUGAAUGCCAUCUCUGUUAAUCCAUUUGUGACUUUUUUCUAAAUUAUGUAUUAAAAAUGCUUAGGGCUAUAGAAGCCAA